AUGAAUUGGAUUCAGCGCAAGAUCUUCCUCUACAAUGUUACUUUUGGGCUUUAUAUGUUGGAUUGGUGGGAACGCUGUACUUUCAAUAUUUUGCUGAUUGUAUUAAUGUGGUUCGUGAUACGAUAUGUUACUGAGUUUUUCAGGAGGUAUGUGUUCAAGCAGUAUAUGUAG
This is a messenger RNA of Arachis stenosperma, 171 nucleotides long. RefSeq lists its product as uncharacterized. The record is from RefSeq and is a predicted model, not a curated record. The coding region runs from base 1 to 171 and encodes 56 amino acids. NCBI's taxonomy places the organism in Eukaryota, Viridiplantae, Streptophyta, Magnoliopsida, Fabales, Fabaceae. The transcript has 3 exons.